GUACAAGUACAGUGUUACAAGUUACAAGUACAGUGUAUAGUGUACUUUACUCUUUCCCGCUGAUGUUGGUGGAUCAGUGACUGGGACGUCUCCGGUCUGGACUGAAGGAGCUCUGUGGAAAAUAUAAUUUUGCCUGAGGAACACAGCUCGGUACAGCACCGCCAUAUGCUACCCUGAUCCACUGUGACCCACGGCGUUAUUUAUACCCCCAGCCCACGCGAAGUGUUGGGACGCUCUGCGGUGUGUGCUCAGUGUUUGUGUGCGCAGUGUGUGUGUGUGUGUGUGUGUGUGUGUGUGUGUGUGUGUGUGUGUGUUUAAGUGAAAGUGAAACCGGGCUACUUAUGUUAUUUUGCUGAACGGAAAGGAAGCUGUCGUAGUCACAGGCCGUGCUUCAGAUGACUGGAGUCUGUGUAUUUCCUAAAAUAUGUGUAAAUCACCGGCAGGCAGACCCAGUGUUGGUAUUUCUGGACAUGCGGGCAUCAUCUCUCCUCCUCCUCACCUUCAUCUUCACCGCGGCUGAGUACCCCCUCCACAUCUUCGGGGUAAACGGAAAGUGUGAGGAACCUAAACAAGGGAAUAACUACGGAAAUAUACCAGACAACAUUAGUUAUGAAGAAAAUUCCAAAUUCCGAAUGCCGUGUGUAGAAGGCUAUUUAAGAAAGGCUGGGACAUCCAACCUCUUCAGAUGCCAAACAAAUAAUACACAUGGUCAACUGGAAUGGAAUAAUUGGCCACCGCUGAAUUGUACACCUGAUCCAAGAAAACAGCGAUCAACUACAGAUGAUCCAACCACAGUUGCAAACAAACAGACCCCCAUCACUGCCACAAAUCCCACUCUCUCCACCCUCAGUUCAGCAGAGAAGCCUUAUUUUACCACCAUGGGAAAAACAAUGGACACGUCUACGACUCUCGGACAGACCACCUUUACAACGACACACACAGUUGCCACAACAGCAGAAACUUCCCAGAACACAACUCUGAGGACCACAACAAAGGAGGAGGAGCCUAUGACCACAACCGAUAGUGUAACACUUUCCUCGUCCAGUACACUGACAGACAGAGAAAAUCUGACCACAAUGUCCUUACAGUCCACCAGUUCAAGCAACACCAGCACCACCGUCCCCACCCUUAAAACCAGCACCAACGCCAGCACCGCCAUCAUACCCAGCUCCGCCAUCAUACCCAGCACCGCCAUCUUACCCAGCACCACCAUCAUACCCAGCACCGCCAUGAUACCCAGCACCGCCAUCAUACCCAGCACCAACACCAUUACAGGACCCGGUAAGGGUGACCGCCUAUCUUCUAAAGCUGUGGGAGGAAUAGCUGCAGGAACAGUAUUACUGCUGAUUGUUGUCGCAGGGUCAGCGGCAGGAAUAUUUAUCUUGUGUAGACGACAAGAUGUCAGCAGCACAGCGGUGGAGAUGAGACUGCCCCCCGGCUCGGAUCAACCCCUGUUAGACACACACACUGCAACCUUACUUACCAGCUGCCCAGACUCUGCCCAAAAUCCCAAAACAGACCCAUUAAUUGUUGUUCAGCAGGCAUAAUCCGUUGGACGUCUUUUUUUUUUUUUUUGUGAAUGCUUUUGCCAUGUAUAUGUGUGUGUGUGUGUGUGUGUGUGUGUAUAUAUGUAUAUGUCUGUAUGUAUAUACAAAAAUACAGUUGUAUGUUUUUCAUAAACAUAAAACUAAAUAAUAAAGUUAAGUUCUUGUAAAGUUCA
This is a messenger RNA of Astyanax mexicanus (Mexican tetra), 1720 nucleotides long. It is a transcript of the gene il15ra, whose product is annotated as interleukin 15 receptor subunit alpha. Gene Ontology annotation, molecular function: interleukin-15 receptor activity. Gene Ontology annotation, biological process: interleukin-15-mediated signaling pathway. The coding region runs from base 396 to 1547 and encodes 383 amino acids. Gene Ontology annotation, cellular component: plasma membrane. The transcript has 9 exons. NCBI's taxonomy places the organism in Eukaryota, Metazoa, Chordata, Actinopteri, Characiformes, Acestrorhamphidae. The record is from RefSeq and is a predicted model, not a curated record.